Molecule: messenger RNA, 1328 nt
Organism: Ceratitis capitata (Mediterranean fruit fly)
Lineage: Eukaryota; Metazoa; Arthropoda; Insecta; Diptera; Tephritidae
Product: S-adenosylmethionine mitochondrial carrier protein homolog
Exons: 4
Coding region: 320-1186 (288 amino acids)
Biological process (GO): transmembrane transport
Cellular component (GO): mitochondrial inner membrane
Molecular function (GO): S-adenosyl-L-methionine transmembrane transporter activity
Source: RefSeq, a predicted model, not a curated record
GCUAGAGAAUCUGCUGAUUAUAACUUACUUAUUCACAUGUAAAACAGUGGUUUUUCUCUCCUGGUUACCCUGGCUAAAGUUGCAAUUCCAACUUUUAAUUAUAAUCAUUAAGUGAACACUGUAUUGAUAAGGCUACAGCUGAUUAUCGCAUUCAUCCGACCGAAGAGAUUGUAAUAAAUCACUGCCACAAGUCAAACUCCAAGUUAUAUUUUAACAAAAAGCAUAUACGCCGGGGUUUAGGUGAUGUCUGAAACCAAAUAAGUGUUGGAUCUACAUAAUCUGAAAAACGGACAGCUAACGUCAUCUUCAGGAAGUAAAUAUGAGCGAGAGUAAUGUGGUUUCUUAUAAUAAUACAUUUUUCAACUCUCUCGUGGCAGGCGGUGUAGCUGGAGUUGUUGUUGACAUCGCUCUCUUUCCUAUAGAUACUGUAAAAACUCGUUUGCAAAGUGAAUUAGGUUUUAUACGCGCUGGAGGUUUUCGCGGAAUAUACAAAGGAUUAGCCCCAGCUGCUGCUGGCAGUGCUCCAACCGCAGCACUGUUCUUUUGUAGCUAUGAGAGUUUCAAGCGUUAUUUAAGCAGUGCCACUGGUGCCGUGAAUUCUCCAUAUAUACACAUGGCCUCCGCAUCUUGCGCAGAAGUUUUGGCUUGUCUUAUUCGUGUACCAGUUGAAAUUGCCAAGCAGAGAAGACAAACUUUAGGCAACACACAGAAAACUACUGCCCUACAAAUUCUUUGGCGUGCAUAUAAAAUGGAGGGGCUGAAAAGGGGCAUCUAUCGUGGGUUUGGUACGACAGUCAUGCGUGAAAUACCAUUCAGCUUAAUACAAUUUCCGCUAUGGGAGUACUUUAAAUUACAUUGGACUGAUGUAACUGGCAUUGAAUCGUCUCCCUUUACUGUUGCAUUGUGCGGUGCAAUGGCGGGUGGCAUUGCAGCCGGCCUCACCACUCCAUUGGAUGUUGCGAAGACCCGUAUUAUGCUUGCUGAACAAGGUACUGCAACGAAGAAGUUAAGUCCACGUAUUGUACUAACGAACGUUUAUAGAGAACGUGGUCUGGCGGGUAUUUUCGCAGGUUUAGCCCCACGAGUGCUGUGGAUAACAUUAGGUGGUGCCUUUUUCUUUGGUUUUUAUGACCUUACUUCCAGAUUAUUAGGUGGUAAUACUUCGACUGAUAACGCAAAUAUUUAGCAUGUAAGUUACAGACAAGGAGUUUCAGGCAAUAUCAUAGUACAUGAAUAAACGAAAAUCAAUCCCAGUAGUAAUAUUUGUACAAAUUACACACUCAAUAAAAAUAUUUAUUUCAUUAAAGCAAAUCGAUUUAUUGAUUAAA